Cydia splendana is the source of this 965-nucleotide messenger RNA. It is a transcript of the gene Tcs1, whose product is annotated as threonylcarbamoyl-AMP synthase. The record is from RefSeq and is a predicted model, not a curated record. Gene Ontology annotation, cellular component: cytoplasm. Bases 1 to 735 code for a protein of 244 amino acids. Gene Ontology annotation, molecular function: double-stranded RNA binding; tRNA binding; nucleotidyltransferase activity. Gene Ontology annotation, biological process: regulation of translational fidelity. The transcript has a single exon. Lineage: Eukaryota; Metazoa; Arthropoda; Insecta; Lepidoptera; Tortricidae.
AUGAAUUUAAUGAAAAGACUUAAUAUAUUUAGUAGUUUGUUAAUAAGUAGAAGUGCUUCACCAAAAAUGAAGAUUGAAAAAAUGGCUCCUGUUAUUCCCAUCUCACUAGAAACCUCCAGCUCUAAAGCUGCAGAGUACCUUGCCACAGGCCAAGUAAUAGCCGUUCCUACAGACACCAUCUACGGUUUAGCUUGCAGCGCUAAUUGUCCUGAAGCUAUAAAGAAACUUUAUAGUAUUAAAGGCAGAGAUUCCGCCAAACCAGUCGCAAUCUGUGUGACAUACACUGAUAAUGUACGUAAAUGGGGCAAUGCAGACCAUCUAAGCGAUGACUUGCUGAACAGUUUACUACCUGGCCCCGUAACAGUAGUAUUAGAAAAGACUAAAGAGUUAAAUAAUCCAUUUCUCAACCCGAAAACAACGAAAAUAGGUAUUAGGAUACCUGAUCACACUUUCAUCAAUAAAGUUACCGAGAAGUUUGAUAUGCCUAUAGCACUGACUAGUGCUAACUUUAGUAAUGAGCCGUCUACACUGUCUGUAAAGGAGUUUGAACACUUGUACUGUCAUUUGGGGGCAGUUUUUGAUGGAGGUGUGCUAAGUCAGGGCUUAGACCAAAACAGGACCGGUUCAACUGUGGUAGACCUGUCUAAAAGUGGAUGUUAUAGUAUUAUAAGAAGGGGAACAUCAUAUGAGCAUGUUGUAAAAGUUUUAGAAGAGAAUGGUUUAACCAGUUGUUAAGUUUGUUUUUAAUAAUGCAUAAGUGACAAGUUUCCAUCACUGAGAUUGGAGCAGUCAAUUGUUUUAAACUUGAGUAAAAGAGAUAUGUAAAUGUUUCCUUUCCUGUAUGCUAAAUAUAUUUAGCUUUGACACUAUAAGUUAUAAGUACCUAUGUUUGGUAAUUGUUUAUUAAACAAACCUUGGUAAUUGUUUAUUAAAAUAAAGCAAAACAGGUAGUUCUAUUUUUUUUA